Molecule: messenger RNA, 4065 nt
Organism: Trematomus bernacchii (emerald rockcod)
Lineage: Eukaryota; Metazoa; Chordata; Actinopteri; Perciformes; Nototheniidae
Gene: porb
Product: P450 (cytochrome) oxidoreductase b
Exons: 15
Coding region: 493-2400 (635 amino acids)
Biological process (GO): response to hormone
Cellular component (GO): cytosol
Molecular function (GO): flavin adenine dinucleotide binding; NADPH-hemoprotein reductase activity; FMN binding
Source: RefSeq, a predicted model, not a curated record
UAGCUCAAGCUCAGAAUGGAUCUUGUAGACCUCUUCGUUCCCAACACCUUUCAGACUGCAGAGGAAAAGGGGCGGGGAUGAGAAGGAAGGCAUUUUCAGUUUGAGAAUGCUUCAGUGUGUGUUUGUGUGAGUCAAAAGUGUGGGUCCGCAGCUCUGCUUCAUUUUAUGGGAAAGUCAGUUUCCCACCAUUGUGUCCUCAGCGGUUGCCAGACACUGACAGGGCUGGUAGGCUGUGUGUGUGUGUGUGUGUGUGUGUGUGUUAGUGGAGAACAGACGCUGCUGGUUUCAGAGAGCAGCACAGGAAGAGGCAGAGUUCAGAUCGUGUUGGAGGUGAAGGAAGGCAGCUCUUCCAGAACUGUUCGACUGCCUUUCUGACCUGGUUUUAUUUUUCCAUUCUGUGGUUGUGGAGUGUUGACGUCCUGCUUUUGAUUUUGAGCGUGGCGGUUCCCGGCGUGGUCUAGCCAGAGCUGCUAUUGGCAGUGGCUGCAUGCCAUGGGCUGUGUCUUCUCCCUGCCAGAGGACAGGAGAGAUGCUGCUGAGAGAGCACCCGCCGCAAGAGAGACAAGUUUCAUCGAGAAAAUGAAGAAAACCGGAAAGAACAUCAUCGUGUUCUACGGCUCCCAGACGGGCACAGGAGAGGAAUUUGCAAACAGACUGUCGAAAGACGCUCAGCGCUACGGCAUGAAAGGAAUGGCUGCCGAUCCAGAGGAGUAUGAAAUGGCGGAGCUGGCCCGUCUCUCUGAGAUUGAAAACUCCCUCGCCAUAUUUUGCAUGGCCACCUACGGCGAAGGAGACCCAACAGAUAACGCCCAGGACUUCUACGACUGGCUGCAGGAAAUUGAUGAUGAAGACCUCUCCGGACUAAACUACACAGUAUUUGCUUUGGGCAACAAGACAUAUGAACACUACAACGCAAUGGGAAAAUACGUUGACAAAAGGCUGGAAGAACUCGGGGCAAAGCGGAUCUUUGACCUCGGUUUAGGGGACGAUGAUGGCAAUCUGGAAGAGGACUUUGUCUCCUGGAGAGAGCAGUUCUGGCCGUCUGUCUGCGAACACUUUGGAGUCGAAGCUUCAGGAGACGAUUCAAGCAUACGGCAGUACGAGCUGAAGGAGCACACGGACCUCAACAUGAACAAAGUCUACUCAGGAGAGAUGGGCCGCCUUAAGAGCUUCGAGGUCCAAAAGCCGCCCUAUGACUCGAAAAACCCUUUCCUGGCCCCAGUUACUGUCAACCGCAAACUCAACAAAGCCGGAGAUAGACAUCUUAUGCAUGUGGAACUGGACAUAACGGGAUCCAAGAUCAGAUACGACUCUGGAGACCACGUUGCUGUUUUCCCCACAAAUGACUCUGCAAUGGUGAACAAGUUGGGACACAUCCUUGGAGUGGACCUUGAUGUGGUUAUCUCUCUCAACAACCUUGAUGAGGAGUCCAACAAGAAGCACCCCUUCCCCUGCCCCACCAGCUACCGCACCGCCCUCACUCACUACCUUGACAUCUCGCAGCCCCCCCGCACCAACGUCCUCUACGAGCUGGCCCAGUACGCCUCGGACCCCAAAGACCAGGAGAAUAUGCGCAGGAUGUCCUCCUCCUCGCCUGAGGGCAAGGCCCUUUACCACAGUUGGGUGCAGGGAGCCUGUAGGAACAUCCUGGCCAUCCUGGAGGACAUGCCGUCUUUGAGGCCUCCCGUUGACCACCUGUGUGAGCUGCUGCCUCGUCUCCAGGCUCGCUACUAUUCCAUCGCAUCUUCCUCAAAGGUUCACCCUGACCGCAUCAGCAUCUGUGCGGUGGUGGUGGAGUACGAGACCCCGACGGGCCGCACUAACAAGGGAGUCGCCACCAACUGGCUGAAGAACAAACUGGUCACCGACAACGGACACAAGUCCACUGUUCCCAUGUUCAUCCGCAAGUCUCAGUUCCGCCUUCCCUUCAAAACAACCAACCCCGUGAUCAUGAUCGGCCCUGGGACAGGCAUCGCUCCCUUCAUGGGAUUCAUCCAGGAGAGAGGCUGGCUCAAAGAACAAGGAAAGGAGGUUGGAGAAACUGUGUUGUAUUUCGGCUGCAGAUAUAAGAACGAGGAUUAUAUCUACCAGGAGGAGCUGGAGGAAGCGGAGAAGAAAGGAGUUCUAACGCAGCUCAACGUCGCCUUCUCCAGAGACGAGGAGAAGAAGGUGUACGUGCAGCAUCUCCUGAAGAAUAGUAAGGAGCAUCUCUGGAAGCUGAUUCACUCAGACAACGCUCAUAUCUACGUCUGCGGGGACGCGAAGAACAUGGCUAAGGAUGUGCAGACGGCCCUCCAGGACAUCGCGGAGGAGCUGGGAGGCAUGACGCGCACACAGGCCACAGAUUACGUCAAGAAACUGAUGACCAAGGGACGCUACUCACAGGAUGUCUGGACUUAAAGAGCCUCAGACUCACUGCUCGAGUGGUUUUAAAUGUUCUAUUUUUAUUGUGUGUCUCGUUUUAUCAUGACUAAAUAUAAAACCAUUAAAGAAUUGUUCAUCUCCCUAGUCAAGGGAGCAACAGGUAGCACAUGAUUGUGAGGCAAACACUACCUCAGCAGGUUUUGUUGAUAAACACAUUCAGCAGUUUGAUCUGUAUUUCAUAAGUAUACUACAUUAUGUAUCUGGGAUGCAGCCUGUUUUAGGAGACAAAACUAUGGUCUGAUUUAAGAUCCUCUCAUAUACAUACAGGGAUAGUGGUGGUCUAAUGGAUAGUGAGGUGGGCUGAAGAUCGGAAGGUUGUGAGUUCAAAUCCCGCCAGGAACACCACCACUAGUGUGCCCUUGAGUAAGGCACUUAGCCCGUAGUUACUCCAGGGAGAAUGUCCCUGUGAUUGGUAAUUGUAUGUCGCUUUGGAUAAAAGCAUCAGCUAAAUGAAAUGUAAUACAUGAAUCGAUUUGUGUGAUUGGUUAUCAAACAUUAUGGACAUGUAGCUCUGAAUGUACAUGAUAUAAGUCCACUGUGAACAUGGAAAUAUUUCAAUCGGAAACAUAGAAGGUCCUUCAGUUUACCAUAUUUCUAACUUUAAUCUAACUGUUAUAACUCCUCAACUGGUAAUAUUGGAUUAUAUGUGAACAUUUGGAGCGUUGUCUGUUCCUGUUGCAAAGAGAGAAAAGGGACGCUUUAUACAUGAUAGGGUGCUAACUUCAGUUUCUUUCAGAGCUCUUCCUGUAGUACUUCGGAAAUAACUUUAAAUAUAAUAAAUGUUUUAGAACAUAUAUGAACAUUUGGUAAGGAAACUUGUUGAUAUAAGAAACUAGCCUCAUUGGUACAAUUAUGCUAAGUAUGCCAUUAUCUUUGGAAGAGAUUGUGCCUGAUAUGCAAACAUUGCUGUUGAUUUUAAUCAGUGACAGUAAACUUUGGAGAGGUACAAAAAGUGAUGCAAAUGAAAAGAUAAUUUAUAGAAAAAUGCACGUCAGCAUGUGCAACUUUCAUUUCAUUUAAUUUCAAACCUUUAUUUAUCCAGGUUGUAUCCCAUUGAGAUCAUUGAUCUCUUUUUCAAGGGAGACCUGCUCAAGUAGGUUCCACAUGAAACAUUAAAAACUUAUUUUCCAUAAAAGCAGGUCUUUAAAAGUAAUGAAAAAUGAACUGUAGGUUCCCUGUAAUAUUUGUAAAAUGUUCAUUUGAAAUGUUGUCUUGGAAAUCAUAUCUGGCCUCCCAAAUGGUGGUUGUUUGCAAAGUAUGAAAUGUUAAUUUUGUCUUAUCACAUUAUGCACCACUACAUGGAGAAAAUGACCGAGAAAUAUCAGGACAGUUCAUGCAUCUCCCAGAUUCUGUCAGCCGGUGCUCAUCUCAAUCUUUUUGUGUGAAUACAAGGAGUUUGAAGAUGUCAGCGGACCAUUUGAAGUGCAGCCUGUGCCUUUUUUACACUGCCUUAUGUAAUAAGUUAGCAUAUAAAACCCUGACGCUCUACUAACUUGAUAACGUGUCUUCGUCUAUGCUUUCAUUGUGGUAGAAAGUCACUUUAGCCAGUACUGUCACUUAUUUGUCAUUCCACUUUAUGAUGUAAUUAUUUGAUAUUUUCAAGGCAUGCAUUUUUUUAAUGAAUAAAAUUGGAAUAAUUUA